ACGAGGUAAACACACUACGCCAGUUAGCAGCAAUGGAGACUCUUCGGUGGAAGUGCAAUUGUUUACACUCUCCUCUCGUCCGCUCCCUCCUCCUUCGGGCCCGCAAGAGAGCCUUCAUCCUGCUCGCGUGUGGGGGGUUCCUGCUCUUCCACUCUUGGUUCGGCCUCCAGAGUGGACUCAGGAGGAUAUACCUCGACGAUCGGAUAUUCGAAGGAGACGAUGGAUCCGCAGAGGAAAGUUAUGACGUCACUCAGAGGCUUUUGGACAGGAAGGAAAACCUUUUGCAAAAAUGCAGUGAGAUGGAAGGGAAGCUGGAAAAUAGGAGGGAGGAUAGCGGUUUCAAAAGCAUGGUUAAAGCGAAAUUGUUAUAUAACGCUGAAUACAAACUGAUGGUCUGUGUGGUUACAAAGGCCGGAGCGAGCACGUGGAGGAGGCAUAUGCUGACCCUCCUGGGACUCGACGAGGAGGACAUGCGGCACACCAGAAAAUAUGCAAAAUUAAUCGAAGCAAAUAAGAUGAUAGGCAACCGCGAGAUGAAAGAUGUCCUGCUGAAUCCUCACACGACGUGGGUUAUGAAUACCAGGCACCCGCUGGAGCGUCUUGUGUCCACCUACAGGGAUAAAUUCAUGGACGGGAAUGACCCAGAAGAGGAGAGGUUAAUCGAGUACGUGAAAUGGACGAAGAGAGAUGAGGCUUUUGUCAACAACAGCAUAACCUUCCCUGAGUUCCUGGACGCUGUCGUAUUGGAUAACGAGUGGAACGGCAGGGCGGGCAUGUACCACUACCUGCGGCCGAGUAGCACUGUCUGCAGCCCCUGCGUUCUCUCCUACGAUUACAUCAUCCGCACUGAGACCUUUUCCGAGGACCUGAAUUGCAUCGCCAAUAAAUUACAGCUGGAAGGGAUCGAUCCUGCUCUGCGAGUGAAUAACAAGUCGGGCGGGUCACAUUCUUCGAAGUAUAGGGAGUAUUAUAAGGGUAUUCCUUCCGAGGUGCUGCGGGGAAUCUAUUUCAUUUAUGAGGAGGAUUUCUUUCUCUUCGGCUUCGAUUUGCCGCCUUUCUUGCUGGUGGCUUUACGGGAGUGGUGAAAGUGUGACUGUGGAAAGCCAUGUAGUAUGUCUGCAUAUGUGAUAAACUGGUCUGGUUAUAUUUGUUUUAUUAUGAAAUAUAUUGAGAGUUGCAACUGGUAUUAUCACUUAAAAAAAACAUUCUAUUCGGAACCAAAUGUAGCUUGCAAGCAGCAAAACAUUUGCCAAAAUACCAUGUGCCACUUAUAAGCUAUAUGUUUGUUGAAAAUAAAAUAAAAGGAUACAAGUCCUA
Messenger RNA from Penaeus chinensis, 1317 nucleotides. Its product is annotated as carbohydrate sulfotransferase 9-like. The record is from RefSeq and is a predicted model, not a curated record. Gene Ontology annotation, molecular function: sulfotransferase activity. Gene Ontology annotation, cellular component: membrane. NCBI's taxonomy places the organism in Eukaryota, Metazoa, Arthropoda, Malacostraca, Decapoda, Penaeidae. The coding region runs from base 33 to 1085 and encodes 350 amino acids. Gene Ontology annotation, biological process: carbohydrate biosynthetic process. The transcript has 5 exons.